Leopardus geoffroyi (Geoffroy's cat) is the source of this 3968-nucleotide messenger RNA. RefSeq names its product chromosome B4 C12orf56 homolog (gene CB4H12orf56). The record is from RefSeq and is a predicted model, not a curated record. Bases 17 to 2149 code for a protein of 710 amino acids. NCBI's taxonomy places the organism in Eukaryota, Metazoa, Chordata, Mammalia, Carnivora, Felidae. The transcript is spliced from 13 exons.
UGAGGUUGGCACGAGGAUGGGCGGGAGGCGGGGCCGGGGCCGGGGAGGGUGCUCCAGGGAGCCAGGCCCCGGGGUCGCGCCCCGAAGUUGGGGGCCCCGCGCACUGCGCCCGGGGGAGGUGGCCGCGGCAGGGCGGGCGGCUUUGUGGCGCGCGCGGGUUCCACCGCAGGCGGCGCGGAGGCGGGGCCCUGCACAGGCGUCCGCCAACCCCCCGCUUUCGGCCGGGCCGCGGCCGCCGCACAUGGCCGGCUCCGCAAGGGCCGGCUUCCCUGCGCACACGAAUAGCCGUCUGGAUGCGUUCCUGCGGAGGCGGCUGCCGCCAGAGGUCUACGACGCCAUCCGCGCCUACGAGCCGUGCAUCGUGGUGUCCGACUCGGAGAAGCACACCUUCAAGUACGUGGUCCUCAGCGAUCGGCUCAUCUACCUGACCGAGAACCCGCCCAAGUCCAUACGGCGAGCAGUGGCGCUGCGGGACGUCGUGGCCAUUGACCUGAUUGAUGAUUACCCACAAUUUCUGAGUCCACCAGACAGAGAAACCAACCAACAUAUUCGUAUCAUCUAUUCUUCAAAUGUUUUGAAAAAAGAGUGUGAAAAAUCAAAAGGUGUCAAGAAAUUCUCAUUUCCAUUUCAUCCAUCUCAUUUCCAUUUCAUUGCCGCUUCUAACAACAAAAAAGUUGAAGAAGAGAUUAAUGGCCCUGUCUUUUGGAGAGGCAAAGAGCCCCGAAGUUUGAAUGAAUCCUCUCUCAGGUACCACCAAGAGGUCAGCACACCAUCCACAGACUCAACCUUCUGUCUUCCUUCAGACCUCAAGGAGCCGUCUCUUCAUGGCCAAAGUGCCUUUCGACCCUUACCCACCCCCUCCAGGAGGAGCUGUCAAUCCACAUCAGCUAUGGGAAAGGUUGUCACCUUGCCAUCUUGCACAACCAACACGAAAGAACCCAAGGCACUGUCAGAUCACAACGGUUCUCUAAGUGAAGUCCCUUUAAAGGGCAAUGGGAACGGAAAUGAGUUUUACUCAGGAAAUUCCUCCCUGGCUUCCCCUUUACAGAGCAACCCAAACCUAGAGAAAAAGGCAUUGGAACUUCAUUUGUACAUUAUUUCUACAACCUCAUCGAUAUUUCUGCACUUAAAAAGUUCAUGGACCAAUUAUAUUAUAAAAGCUACUCUUUUACAAGAUCCCCUACGUGCUGGUGAGCUCAGUCCUAUCGGAAGUCAAAAGCCAUAUAGAUCUGAGGAGAAAAUCAAGCACUUCGGUCAACUUAAAUCUGAACUUUUCCUUAAAGACAAUACGUUGAGGAAGAUACUUUGUCUAAUUACAGAACUUAAAGUAGCAGCCCAGAAAAACUUCAUUCUGAAAAGGCUUUUCUGGAAAACCAGUGACCUUUUCUAUUUCCUAGUGAACAAACUUCAUGAGUACUUGCCAGAGUCUAGGGAUAAGAGCACACUUCAAAAUAGAAGCCAAAGGGCUGAUGAGCUGGUGGCAUGCAUUGAAAUUAUGCAGACUCUGGGACUGAUGUUCAGAGAAACAGAAACUGAGUCAUCACGCCUAAAGACAUUGGCAGCUAAGAAGGGAGCAUUAUUUAAUCUUUUGGUAAUAUUAAUUAGUGAACCUCAGAUUCCAAAAUCUUGUCCUGUGUUUGAUAUCCAGUUGGUGGCUGAUUCAACUUUAGUUGAGAUGUCUUUUGAUGCUGAGUUACAGAACCUUAUCAAGGAAUAUACAGAUACAGCUACGGCACUUUUAUAUGAGAUAUUUCUUGUCUUUCAGCAGGGAAAUCUUGGAUUGGGACCAGAAGAGUUUGCUAUUAGCUGGAUGAUGUCCUUCCUACAAAGUCGUCCUCCCUUCAUCACCUUCCUGGCCAGUAUUGUGAAACAGGUGGUAAAGGGGCUUGGAGCUUCAUUUCAGCCGCUGAGUCCCAGCCAAGCCGUUCUGCUGUAUCAGCAGUUUUACAUCCUCAAGAGCUGCCUGCAGUACAGCCAGACUUUAGCUGAGUAUAUUAGGAAUGACUACAGAGAAGAAUUCAGGUACUUUAUUCACAUGCCAGCCUUGGAAAAAAGGCUCCCAUUGUGGUAUCCUAUUACCCAACCUACCACUCAACUUUUUCAUGAAGUUCUGAAAUUGGUUGAACAGAAACAAUGUGUGGAACGUUAAUAAGAAUCUCAAAUGUUAAUCAGGAGUCAACCUAAUAUUUACGAGAAGACUUUUUUGACUUAUUUAAUAUCUGGCUAUCCCUGUGUCUUACAAACAGAUUUUAUUUAAAGGUUCCAUCAAUACCCGUAAGAGAAGUCUUUAAAUAGUCGUUUAUCUGCCACAAAAAAAUCAACUUUAAAUACGAUGACAUACGUAAAGUGAUGCUAAAAAAUGAGUGUUCCUCUCAAAAGAAGUUUCUAAAAAUAAAAAACUAUAAAGAAAACAGAGGCCUGUGGAGAGUAAAUGUAGAAAGUGCAACCUGAUGAGUUUGUUGCUGUGACAAUGGAGAGUGGUGUGAACCCACUGAAAUACCCAAAGAUAAACCGUGUGGGGACUAGAAAUUGCAAGGUGGUCAUGAGAGAAAUGCUGAGCAAUUAGGUAGACGCCCCUGCCUGUCUACCUGUAAAAAUUCCAGUGAAGUAAGUAUUCACCAGAGAAAGAGCAGAAGAACACAGGCACAGCUAGAAGAAAGGUCAGUUCUUCAUUUAUCAUGGGGAAGGAAGCUUGGGCUUUCUUCACAAUUAAAUGCAUUCUGGUGCUCAGUUUCAGGCACUCAUGGGCUAGUGUGAGACUCUCAUAGAGUCUCUGUGAAAGAGAAAAUUGUCUUUAAGCAGUCAUGGCUCUCCCAACCAUUUAAAAAAAUGUCUUCACUUUAUCUUAUGGCAAUAAACUAAUCCAACAAAAACUCAACUUUGGUGUCACCGUGAGCUGUUGAAUUUGGAAUUCUAAGAACUUAGGAAGUGGGUUCUCUAUUUUGACGUAUCAUGCCUUGAAAGAGGAUCUGAGAAAAACCCCAAAAAAGAGCCCGCAAGCCAGAUUUUUCUGUGCUGUGCAUUAGAGAGAGAAUUAAACUCACUGAAGACAUCUUAUUACUGGUUGUGGCUGAGCCAUUAACCAGGUAUUUGACCUUAAACAAGGCAGGUCUCCUUUCUGGGCUUCCUCUGCUAUGUGGAAGGGUGAGACAAGAUGUUCUCCAAGCUCUUAUCCAGCUCUAAACAUUCUCUGCCUGUGACAACAUGCUUCUUAACACUCUGUGAUGGGGUAGUGCAUUUCUCUGCUAUCCAGCUCAAUGGGUGAUUUCACGUUGAUUCCAAAUAAUCCUGCUUUCUUUGGACCGAAUGUUUCUCUUUCAGCUGUCACCAGCAUCACCCCACAAAGCAUCCAAGGCUCCUCCACUAUCAUCCAUCAAAGACUACAAGACUUCUAGUUUCUAAUCUGGAGGUGGAGAUGGGGGAGGGGGGGCAGAAUGGUGUUUAUGAAUGUCCUGAGCUUUUAGAUGAGGGAUUGCUCCCAAAAGACAGUCAGUCAAAAGAAGCUGAAAAGAUUCUUGGGAUAAAUGCAAGCAAUACUUCAAACUGGACUAAUGAUGGACAGUGGGUUGACUGACCCCUGGUGAAGGGUGGAACCCACAGAAUGACAAGAGGAUGAUCAGCUCUGCCUCAGCUUCUACACAGUGCCCCAGCUCUGGGCUAACAGCAGUGUUGGCUCCUGAGAGGGCCUGGGAUUCUCUCCUGCAUGUCUUAGACAGGUGCUUGAAGGGCUCCUUUCUCCCACCCACUGUUCUCUUUUCUCUAAGAGUAUACUUAAUCUCUGGGAGCCAAAGCUCUGUCAGAAUGCAUCUGAAUCUCUCCAUGUAGGACUAUGUCAGUGGCAUUUUUGAAAGCUAAUGGUUGAAUAAUUUGUCAUCCUGAUUUUCUUAUGACAUUUGUCUAUGCGUGUGCACAGUGUGGGAGGGCAACCCCAAAAUUAAUACAUACUUUAAACGGUUAUCUUUCCACAA